Messenger RNA from Nelumbo nucifera (sacred lotus), 2236 nucleotides. RefSeq names its product xylan glycosyltransferase MUCI21-like. The record is from RefSeq and is a predicted model, not a curated record. Lineage: Eukaryota; Viridiplantae; Streptophyta; Magnoliopsida; Proteales; Nelumbonaceae. Gene Ontology annotation, molecular function: glycosyltransferase activity.
UUCACGCGUUUGAUUGACUAUUUCCGACGUUCCAUAUUCCCCCAAAUUAACCUUCAUGGUCACAUACAUACGUACGAAUCUCCUUUGACUUCUUCUUCCUCUUCUUCUUCUCUGUGGGUGCAGAGAGGUCGAAGAAGAAUCAAAAUUCAAGAAUAAAAAAAACCCAGAAACAACCCAUAAGGUGACAACUCCCUGAUGUAUAUAAGCCCACUUCUUUCAUGGUUCACGUCAGCUCAAGAAGCUAAGCAACAAGGGAGGAGAGAGAUGGUGCAUUAUCAGCGUUACCAUCAGAUGAAAAAGUGUGGAGAUGAGGAGGAGGCUCAGACCCUCGUUUUGGAGUGUGGGAUCUCUACUUAUUUCAAGCGAACAAGGCCCAAGUUUCUGCCUCCGCUUUUCCUCUUCUCCCUUGUUUCUUGCAGCUUACUCUUGCUUCUUCUGAUUUUCAGCUCUUCCUCCACCAUUUCCCUCCUGUAUCCCUCUGAAGAACAUAAUGGGCCGCCUUCUCAUAAAGAAGCAGAUGGUCCCCCUUGUUCUGCAAUCCCUAGUGGGAGCAUUUUCUGUGAUAGAAGUGCCUUCCGUUUUGACAUCUGUUUCAUGAAAGGGGAUAUAAGGACUCAAUCUGCAUCUUCUUCAAUCUUCCUUUAUAGUUCUAACAACGACACUAGCUCUCAUAGUUAUCCUAUGGCUUCUUUGGAAGAGGAAGAGGAGUUACAGCACGAGAAGAUCAAGCCAUAUACACGGAAAUGGGAGACAAGCAUCAUGGAUACCAUUCCCGAACUAGACCUUAUUAUGAAGAAAUAUAAAUUUGGGGGGCGCCAUGAAUGCGAAGUCCAGCACUCUGUUCCUGCUAUCUUCUUCUCGACAGGUGGGUAUACAGGGAAUGUUUAUCAUGAUUUCAAUGAUGGAAUUAUCCCUCUUUAUAUUACUUCUCAGCACUUCAAAAAGAAGGUUGUGUUUGUUAUGCUUGAAUAUCAUAAGUGGUAUAUGUCCAAGUAUGGCGACAUCCUCUCCCGGCUCUCUGAUUAUCCCCCAAUAGAUUUUAAUGGAGACCAGAGAACCCAUUGCUUUCCUGAAGCCAUAGUUGGUCUCAGAAUCCACAAUGAGCUCACGGUGGAUUCUUCCCAAAUGCAGGGGAACAAGAGUAUUUUGGAUUUUCGCAACCUUCUAGACCAGGCAUAUCGGCCUAGAAUAAAAGAAUUAAUUCGAGGUUUGGGAGGGGAAGCCCAAUUGAAAUUUAAAAAGAGAUUGUCCUUAUCUCCAUCACCUUUGUCAUCAGAAGUGGAGGAACAGAAGCAAGAAGAAGAAGGGAAGAAGCCAAAACUGGUUAUUAUAUUGCGAAAGGGGUCAAGAAGGAUAGUGAACGAGGAUGCCAUGAUCAAAUUAGCUGAGGAAAUUGGUUUUCAUGUUCAAGUGUUGAGGCCAAGCCGGACUACAGAGCUAGCAAAGAUUUAUCGGGCUCUCAAUUCUAGUGAUGCCUUGCUAGGAGUCCAUGGUGCUGCCAUGACACAUUUACUCUUCAUGAGGCCCGGCUCUGUCUUCAUUCAAGUGAUCCCACUGGGCAUUGACUGGGCUGCAGAGACAUACUACGGUGAACCUGCCAUGAAGCUUGGGCUCAAGUAUGUUGGUUAUAAAAUCCUUCCUCGAGAGAGCUCUUUGUACAGGAAGUAUCACAAGGAAGAUCCUGUCCUAAGAGAUCCCAAGAGCAUAACCUCCAAGGGAUGGGAAUUCACUAAGAAGGUCUAUUUAGAUGGGCAGAAUGUCAUGUUGGACCUCAGUCGAUUUGGCAAACGGCUUGUUUGUGCCUAUAACUACAUCUCAAAGAAGAACCAGGGUCAUCAGUGGCAACCACAAUGAACUUAAUAGCUUCCAUUUUUCUAACUCCAUGGUUCUCUCUUUAUACAUUAUUCAAUCAAUUGUUUGGACAGCACUAUGUAUUACUACUUCAUGGGGUCAACACUAGAAGAUGAAAGAAUUCGUGCAUGUAGAGAUUGGUUUGCUGUAAUCCUGCCUCUGUAUAUAAAGUAGCAGAAAUUAGUCAUACUUUGUAUUAAACCAAGAUGUGAUAAGUAAUCACCAAAUUUUUUAUACAUAGUCUUUGUUUCAGUUUUGGCCCCUUGUAAAUUUCAUUUGCUUCAAUGAACCAUCUAUAGAAAUAAUUGUAAAGUUCUUUGUUAUCAUGUGAAACACUAAGGCUUGCAAAAUUCAUGCUUUUCUAUAGUGGAAUUGAUAUUUUAGG